This is a messenger RNA of Austrofundulus limnaeus, 670 nucleotides long. RefSeq names its product fatty acid-binding protein 10-A, liver basic. NCBI's taxonomy places the organism in Eukaryota, Metazoa, Chordata, Actinopteri, Cyprinodontiformes, Rivulidae. The coding region runs from base 114 to 647 and encodes 177 amino acids. The record is from RefSeq and is a predicted model, not a curated record. The transcript has 3 exons. Gene Ontology annotation, molecular function: lipid binding.
GUUUCAGGCUCGGGGAGGAUCGGGGAGCGCUCGCUCCUCGGUGGAAAUCUGAAGAAUAACAGGGAGUUUAAAGUCCCCGACGUGCCAACCUGCAGCAAACACCAGCAGCAGACAUGGACUUCAGCGGCACCUGGAAGGUUUAUUCUGAGGACAACCUGGAGGACUUCCUGAAAGUCGUCGGGGCUCCUGAGAAGAUUGUGAAAAUGCGUAAAGACGUGAAACCGGUGAUCGUGAUCGAGCAGAAGGGCAAAGACUUCACGUACACGAUGAAGACUCCYUUCUUCAGCAGGGUCAACUCCUUCACCGUCGGCAAGGAGUCUGAGAUCUCCUUCAUGGACGGCAGGAAGCUGAAGUGCACGGUCAGGGAGGAGGGCGGGAAGCUGAUCUGUGAGACCGACAGGUUCACCUCGGUCCGAGAGGUCCAAGGAGACGAAAUGAUCGAGGUGAGCAGCUUCUCGUCAGCAGCUUUGAUUAUUCUUCUGCUAAUUAUCUGUUUUCUUCCUGCAGACGACCACGGCUGGUUCUGUAACCUUCAUCAGCCGGAGCAAACGGGUCUGAUCAGAACCAGGAGGCUCCUGAGGCCCUCUCUGAGCACAGGGGCCUCGUGGGAUUUAUUUAUCAUGAAACCUAAUAAAGAAAUAAACUAAAUAAAUAACAUUUUAUGAUUCAA